Messenger RNA from Closterium sp. Yama58-4, 876 nucleotides. Lineage: Eukaryota; Viridiplantae; Streptophyta; Zygnematophyceae; Desmidiales; Closteriaceae. The record is from the annotation of a GenBank genome assembly.
AUGCUGAAGGAGCUGAAGGAGCUAUUGGAGUCUGCCUUCGAGCUGCGUGAGAUCUCGCCGGUGCAGAAGUACCUCGGGCUGGAGAUCGUCCGCGACAGGUCGGCGGGGAAGCUGUGGCUGCACCAGCAGGGCUACGCCGACAAGCUGCGUAGGCGCUUCCUCGACCAGGAACAUACCGGGCGCACCAACAAGACGCCCGUUUCGGUCGACGCCUACGCCGAGCUCACCUUCGACGACGAGGAGGCGCAGGAGCGCCAGGAGGAGGAGUACCGGCAGAAGCACUGGCGCGAGGUCGACCGCUGCCUCGCGUACCUCGCCAACACGCGUGACACCGCCCUAGAGUUCGGCGGUGGACCUGAGUCACUGCAGCUGGUCGGCUACGUGGACGCCGACGAUGCCGGCGACAAGCAGAGCCGGACGAGCACGGGCGGCUACGUGUUCGUCUACGGAGGGGCCGCGGUCUCCUGGUCGAGCCAGCGCAUCAAGUGCGCGACGCUGUCGUCGACCGAGUCUGAGUACGUGGCGGCCGUCGAAGCCGGCAAGGAGGGACGCCGACUUCGCUUCGUCCUGGGAGAGUUCCGGCAGCUGGAUGCCGGGAAGCCGACUGUUCUCUGGGUGGACAACAAGUCGGCCAUCACAGUCGCCGAAGGCAUGGGGUUGACGGGCAACCUCAAGCACAUGGAGCGACGACAGGCCUGGCUGCAGCACAUGGUGAAGCGGGGGAAGUUUUCGCUGCAGUACAUCCCGACCGCUGAGCAGCCGGCCGACUUCCUGACGAAGGCGCUGCACUAUCCGGCCUUCAACCGGUGCUCCGUCGCCAUCGGCCAGGUGCGCUUGGCCGACGUGGGCGACGAAGUUGACGAAGUGCAGCAGUAG